UAACCCAUUUUGAGGAUGAAACUCCCAACAGAAUUUUCUCCAUGCUCAAGACUCAAACCCGGAAUCUUUGAUUUGUAAAACUUUUACACCCUGAGCAUAUAGAACUUCAAUUAAUAAUUAUCAUACGGAAAACCACAAGAAAUUAAACAGAGGUGAGAAAGAAAAUUAAUGAGGUUGGGGGGGGUUUCAUGGUGGCUUUAGAGGAGGGUCCCUUGCACAAGAUUCCAUAGGCAUCUUGCAAUCCUACAAAUACCCUGACAACGCUUGCCCCUUUUAUUUGCAUUCACAGCACCCAAAAACACCAUACUUCAAAAUAUACAAAUAAUAGUAUUAUCAACACAUCUAUUCUUCAUAAUUUCUUUUUCCUCGAUUAGCUUGCAACUCUCAUCCAACUGAACUCUGUCCUUUAUUGGAUAUUUUUUGUUGUUUGCCUUAGGUAAAAACACUUUCUUAUCUAUAAACACUAUACUGUGUAAUUACUAGACCGCAAAAAGAGAUGUCAACAACUAGAACGGAAGCAGUGGCAACACCACAAUUGAGUAAAGCACCAACACCACCUCUGCCCAAGACAAAUAUUGUGAAACAAGGGAUAGUGUCAAUUCUUGGAUCAGAUUCUCAAAGAGGCAAAUCAAGUGCAGCCUCCAUUAGAAGAACAUUUUCUGCUGAUAUGUCAUCCAAACAAUGGCUUGCACAAAAUGGUUUCUUCUCUCCCAUCAAAAAAAUUGCUUCAUCUAAAGAUCUUCUUUCUCCUGUUGAUCAUUCCUCCUCAGAGGAAGAGAAGCAAGAUGAGCUUGAAAGGCGAAAAACAUCAUUUGAUGUUUGGAGCUCUAUUUUAUCCCAAAAGAAAGAUGAUGGUGAGAUAUCCAAUGUACAAACUCCAUAUAUUCACCCUCUUGUUAAAAGAUCAUUGAGUGAAAAAAGUCUUGAAAUUUGUACUGAGAAUCUUGGAUCAGAGAAUGGUUCUGAUGGCUUUUCCUCCAACACUCCUUCCGAGAACGGAGAUAUAGACGAAGACAAAUACGAUCAACAACAACAACAGUACUGCUCGCGAUCCAUUGAGGAAUUGCGAGUUGUAAAGUACAAAUACAGCAAAAGAUCAUCAUCUUUUCCUCCUCCAAUUCCUUCCUUGGCUAGAGGUGACAACAACAAGCCUUCUCUUCACAUGCAAUCUCGACGCAAAGAUGGUAGAUUGAUUCUUGAAGCUGUUCCUAUUCCUUCUCGAAAUCUUUUCCAGGCCCAUCGCCAUGAUGGUCGCCUUCUUCUCACCUUCGUUGAUAAUAGUACCUCCACUUUAUCAUCAGAGCCAGAGAUGGGGGAUUAUGGUGAAGAAUUUGAUCAAGUUUUCGACGAUAUUGAUGAUCAUACACCUCGAUUUGAUUAUAAAAGUGAUGACUCUCCCCAACAAAAGGAAGAACAUGUAGAAAAUGGGAUCGUUGUGAUGAAGCAGAAGCCAAAAUUGUCAAGUGGGGUAAUAAAUAUGAUGACAUCAGCCUUGAUGAUGAAACUGUUAGAUUCUCCUAUCGAAAUAAGGGAAAAGUCAAUUCAGUACCCAACAGCAACAAAAUUUCCCAAUUUCUCCCCCGAGCCGGAAGGUCAAUUAGGGCUAGGAAACAAGAAUCUUGUAACAUGGUCUAACAAGUUCAAUGAAGUUGUCAACUUGACGAGUUUUGUGGAUUCAACUGAACUGACGAAGGAGGUAAGUCAAAUAGCCUCAGUUCCUCAGUCACUCCAUACUCAACCAACACCGGCGACCACGGCCACUUUCAAUGCCUAUGAGUAUUUUUGGAGGAAGAACCCUACAAUUGCAAGCAUUGUCAACACUCCCACAAUUGCAAAAAAGUGCAACAACUAUACCACUAAGCAAGUUGUUCUUGCAUCCAAUAGUACUUCUCCCAAUGCCAAGGGUACAACAAAAGUAGCAGCAUAUGAGCAGCAUGACUUGAUGUUAAUGAGAGGGAACAAAGUAAAUAUGAACUAUUUGGUACCUUUGCAAAGAGGAUGCAAAGAGACAAGGAGGUCUUUCCUUAUUUGGGAGCCUUAUUGCAUUGCUACCUCUUGAUGAUCAAAUUGACACUUUCCUUGAAGUGACUAAACAUAGUAAACUCUGUAAAACCAAAACAAAAAAUUGGGUUGUUAUAUUUUUGUUCUUUUUGGCAUUUUUUCUUCCUAUACUUGCCAAAAAGAACAAAAAUGGGUUGUUUUAAAAAUCAAAGCUAGAAAAUAUAAUUUAUUAAACCAUUAUGUGGGGUGCCUAAGUUAUCUUCUGCUUUUCUAGGUUAUGUUAAAGAUAUUUCAAUCUUCUAACAGUUUGAACUCAUCAAAAAAUCUAGAAAUACAACAUCACCAUAUUCAAAUAUGUAUAUACAUGUAUUUUAAAGGACAGGGAGAAAAAUAAUUUGUUCGUAUCUCUUUAUCCUUAACCCCAGGACACAUUUUCCUGAAAAGUAUUAUUUUUCAUAGAAAAUAUUUCCUUUAUACCGAACACAUAGUAAAACAUUCAAGUUUCUAAUCGAAUCAUGGAUUAGUUGGACCCGAUACUUAACGCUGGGUGAGAAAAUUUAAAAAAACACGUCAAAUUCUAACAUUGCAUGAAUCAUCGUUUUGUAUUGAGCCACGAACCAUUCAUAUUACUCCCUCUGUCUCAAAUUGUUGUCCCGUUUCUCUUUUGCAGCCUCUUAAGAAAUAUUUAAUCAUGAGAGAUAUUUGAUU
Messenger RNA from Capsicum annuum, 2709 nucleotides. RefSeq names its product protein FAF-like, chloroplastic. The transcript has a single exon. The record is from RefSeq and is a predicted model, not a curated record. Bases 497 to 2059 code for a protein of 520 amino acids. Lineage: Eukaryota; Viridiplantae; Streptophyta; Magnoliopsida; Solanales; Solanaceae.